Rhineura floridana is the source of this 1404-nucleotide messenger RNA. RefSeq names its product ribosome production factor 2 homolog (gene RPF2). Gene Ontology annotation, biological process: ribosomal large subunit assembly; maturation of LSU-rRNA from tricistronic rRNA transcript (SSU-rRNA, 5.8S rRNA, LSU-rRNA). Gene Ontology annotation, cellular component: nucleolus. The record is from RefSeq and is a predicted model, not a curated record. NCBI's taxonomy places the organism in Eukaryota, Metazoa, Chordata, Lepidosauria, Squamata, Rhineuridae. The transcript is spliced from 10 exons. Gene Ontology annotation, molecular function: rRNA binding. The coding region runs from base 85 to 1005 and encodes 306 amino acids.
AUGACGUCACUACACGGUACAUAAUUCUUUUCCGGCGCACAUGUUUGAUUGGCUCACGUGGCUGCAGUAGGACUUUCGGCGGAUAUGGAGCCUUUGGACAGGGUGGUAAAGCCCAAAACUAAGAGGGCCAAAAGGUUUCUUGAGAAGAGAGAGCCCAAGCUCACAGAAAAUACAAAGAAUGCUAUGCUAAUAAAAGGUGGAAAUGCAAGCUCAACGGUAACUGAAGUACUCAAAGACAUUUAUGCUCUGAAAAAGCCUUUUGCUGUACUAUAUAAAAAAAAAAAUAUCACAAGACCUUUUGAGAAUCAAACCUCAUUGGAAUUUUUUUCCAAGAAAUCUGACUGUUCUUUAUUCCUGUUUGGAUCACAUAACAAGAAGAGGCCUAAUAAUCUGAUAAUAGGUCGCAUGUAUGAUUAUCAAGUUCUGGAUAUGGUUGAACUGGGUAUUGAGAAGUUUGUGGCUCUCAGAGAUAUCAAGAACAGCAAAUGCCCUGAAGGAACCAAACCUAUGUUGAUAUUUGCGGGUGAUGCUUUUGACAUUAGUGAAGAACACAGAAGAUUAAAAAGCCUUUUAAUUGAUUUUUUCAGAGGCCCUGUUGUGUCCAGUGUUCGCCUUGCAGGCUUAGAACAUGUUCUUCAUUUUACAGCUGUGGAUGAAAAAAUCUAUAUGAGAAGUUACAAAGUGUUGUUGAAAAAAUCUGGUUGCAAAAUACCAAGAAUUGAACUUGAAGACAUGGGACCUUCGCUAGAUUUGGUGAUGAGGAGGACCCAUUUGGCAUCAGAUGAUCUUUAUAAGUUAUCUCUAAAGCAGCCGAAAGCUCUCAAGCCAAAGAAGAAGAAAAAUAUCUCCCAUGAUGUCUUUGGUACUAAAUAUGGACGGAUCCACAUGCAGAAACAGGAUCUGAAGAAACUACAGACUAGGAAAAUGAAAGGUUUAAAGAAAAGGCCAGCUGAAAAGAAGACUGAAGAUAGAGAGAAUCAUGCAAAGAAAGCAAAGUUAGGAUGAUAGUCUGGGACUGGACUGAGCAUAAGUUGGCUGCUGUUUUCGUUUUUAACGCAUUUAAAUGCUACACACUCAUGAAAUAUAUUUUGAAUGAAUUUUCAAGCAAGCUGUACUUUGUUGUUUCUGUAAGGUUGGGGUGUUUUUAAAGGGAGGAAACGCUUAAUCAUUUUUUAGGGUUUUUUUGGACAAGUUUCUUUUGAUACUUCUGUAGUGGCUUCCAACCAUUCUAGAUGGCUUGUUCUCUUCUUCAUUCUCUUCCAGUUCUUGCUGUCAUUAAUUUUUCAUAAUACAUGUUUUUUAAUACGCACAUGUGUGCACACACACACAGUGAUCACUGGCAUGAGUUGAAAUACAUUUGUAUUGUGGCAAACUGAAAAAUAAAUAAUUGUAUUUGGAUGUUCA